CCCAGAUUCGAUGGCCUCAGCAAGAAUCGUUCGAUGAUGCUCGCAGCAUGGCGGCGAUCGGCUCUUUAGGCUUUCUCCAGGCUGCGGCCCCUUGCGCGACAGCCACCGCUUGACACUGCAGAACACCCAACCAAUCGUCCAAGAUACGAGGAAAGAGUGGGAACGCAUCAAGCUCUGUGGCGCCGCCUCUUUCGUUUUUCAUAUGCCAUUCUGUCAUCUGUGUGCCGGUUAUUGGUCCCGCUGCCGAGUCGGCCAACUCAAUCCGGCCCAUCUCCAACGACUUCUCAUCGCCCGCCGGCGUCCUUCCGCUUCUUCAAAACUCAGAUACGAAGAAGAUUGCUACUAGCAUCUCAGUACAAACAUUCGGAUCCCGGACCCUGUCGCCACUGCUAUGCCUCUUCUUUGCGCAUGUCUUUCACCGUUCAUUCCACUCCUUUCAUUGAAUGCUCCGGUCCUUUGCCAAAGCCUACGCAGAUAAAGUUCUUUCGGCCCGCCCAGAUGGCUCUCUUUGCGAAACUGGCGACAUGGCCUCCACUGGCGCAGGUAACGGUGGUUUCGCCAACACGAGAAAAGUUUAAUUUCACCGUCGUUCUCGAGUCGUCAAAAUCCCUACCUGAGAGACCAUGGGAAGUCUCAAUAUGGUACGACCAUGGCAGCUAUUCCGGUUCCAAAUCUCCCUGGCAAGCACUCGACCUACAACUUGUAGAUCGCACGCCAGCGAUUCUCUACGACGAUACUCAAACGUCAAACUAUCGCUAUACGUUCUCUGGCGACCUCGAGAGUCCGUACGUAUCCCCGGACAAGACUUACAAAGGCAGAAGAGUACCUUUCACUGUCCGGUAUCGGAUCGAUUCAAACUCCGAAUGGAUGUGGGUUUACCACAACUUUGGCAUCAGAGAUGGCGAAUUGAUUCUACAACCUCCUAUCGACCCAAACUUUCUCGGAGCAUACCCUGUGGAAAUCUUGGAUGGCUGGAUCAUCCGCAAAACACCCAGUGACGCUCCUGAGGCUCGGCUUUACACCAUUGAAUCCUCCCAACCCAUACCAAGGCCACAAGAAGGGAAUGCGAAGCUCGAGUCGCUUGUGCUCGGUCGGGUCACUCAGACUUGCAGGUGGUUUGGUCUCGUAAGGAUUUGGGAGCCAUGGCUGGCUCCGAGGCAUGGAGAGACGCAAUUGCAUUUAACAGAACCUGCUAUCCUACUGUCCUUCCUUAGAUCGGACGGUCUACACGUUGUGUUGUUGGCUGUCAACGGGGUGGAUGACGUCCUCACACAGUUUCAGUCCACGCCAAACGGUGAUAUCGUGGUACAGGCUAGAAAUGACGCGGAGAGAGACCAAAAAUUCAAGGUCCUCGCAGCAUCGGCGUGGAAAUUCGAAAUCGCCAAUGCAGCCGUAAUGUACGAGGCUCGUAAACUUGUCCGACAAUCGGCGGCAUACCAACAGGCAAUUGAGCAACUCGAGCAACUGCCCAAAAGCAUCAGAGCCGAGUCUAUUGAUUCCGAUACCGUUUUGGUCAACCACUCAAAGCAUGAAGCCACCACUACAGAAGAUGCUCAGCCCUCGCCGCAAUGGCUAGAAUCGUGGUAUGACAGCCUUGCAUACUGCACCUGGAAUUCGCUGGGCCAAGACCUUAAUGCCGAAAAGAUCAUGAAAGGACUUGACUCACUUGCCAAGAACAAAAUCUUUAUAUCCACCCUGAUCAUCGACGAUAACUGGCAAUCUCUGGACGGGACCCAAGGAGAAACAAAUCAGUUUCACCGGGGCUGGAAGGAGUUUGAAGCGAAUCCGCUGGGGUUUCCCGAGGGAUUGAAGUCGGCCGUCUCCAAAAUCCGCGAGACACAUCCUGCAAUUCGGGACAUUGCUGUCUGGCAUGCCUUGAUGGGAUACUGGGGCGGCAUCUCACCGCAUGGACAAAUUGCAAAGAAUUACAAGACCGUUGAAGUCAAUCUCCGCGAGGGGACCCCCAUGUCUGGUCGCAAGCUCGUCGUCCACCCGGACGACAUCCACCGGCUUUUCGAUGACUUUUAUCGGUUCUUGUCAAAUGCCGGGGUGACGGCUGUAAAGACAGAUGUUCAAUUUGCUCUCGACCUGUUGGCAGAUACAGCCGAUCGUCGGUCGUUCACCACCACUUACCAAUCUGCUUGGACACAAGCUCAUCUCCGGCACCUUGCAGGCAAGGCCAUUUCAUGCAUGUCGAUGAUUCCCCAAAUCCUCUACCACAGCUACCUCCCUACGACCACUCCACGAAUAAUGCUACGAAACAGUGACGAUUUCUUUCCCGACGUGCCGACCUCUCAUGCCUGGCAUGUUUUCGUGAAUGCACACAAUGCAUUGUUUGUACAGCAUCUCAAUGUCCUGCCGGACUGGGAUAUGUUUCAGUCCAGCCAUCCAUACAGUGGGUUUCAUGCUGCCGCACGCUGUUUGUCCGGUGGUCCGAUUUACAUUACCGACACUCCUGGCGAGCACGAUGUGGAUCUGAUACAUCAGAUGACCGCUCUGAAUCCUCGAGGGCAGACAGUUAUUCUCCGGCCAAGUUGCGUCGGCAAGACCAUGGGUGUCUAUGACAAAUACGACGAAAAGGGAGUGCUCAAGAUUGGCGCGUAUGAUGGCAAAGGAGACGUAGGGUGUGGAUUGCUGGGUGUGUUCAAUCUGGCCGAGUCAGACACUAGUUUUAUUCUGCCCAUUACAAAGUUCCCCGGCGUCAAUGCGCCAGCUCCAGCUGCAGACGGCAGUUUGAAGAACAACAAGAAAUGGAUCGUUCGAUCACAUAUCUCCAAACGAAUAACCUCGCCCAUCUGUCCCUCGGACCCCGUUCGACCAGACAGUUUGUUGCAAUGUACCCUGCCAAUUCGCGGUUAUGACAUCUGGACGGCCACACCUUGUCGCCGAUUUUUGCUUGCGAGGUCUGAGUCCGAGACCGAGUCUGGUGGCGAACUUGAACUCUCUGUUCUUGGCCUCAUCGGCAAACUCAGCGGCGGCUGUGCCAUUAUCGAAUCGACCUUUAACAUGGUCGAAUCAGAUUCGGAGUCGGGAGUAGCACAAUCUGAGUCGGCGUCUGCGUCUGGCUCUCGAUUAAGAAUCCACAUCCAACUAAAAGCCCUCGGCGUACUGGGAAUCUGGUUAUCAGACGUCCAAUCCAAGUCCCGCAAGGUGGAGGAUAUGAUGGUCUUGAUUCAGGGAAAACCCGUGCCAGAACAUGUGGUCAAGCUCAGCACGGAGGGAAUUGCACCGGACGAGCAAAGCGGUGUUGUGGAAAUUGAUGUUGGUGCGGCCUGGCUGGAAAUGGAACUCGAGCCGGGUUGGAGCAAUGAAGUGGGAGUCGAUGUUUUUCUGCGGUGAUAGAUGGACUAAUGACUGAUAGCUAGUAUCUGGUCGUUUCUGUCUUUUUGUUAUCGUCCUAGAGCCUAGAACAGGAUGACGAAUUGAAUGGCAUUGCGAAGAAAGAAAGAUAUGCUUUCUAAACGGGGUGGUGGCUACUGGCCAGCAAGUCAUGAAGGAAGCAAGGGAUCGAAAGUCGAGGAUCGAGGAGGAUGAAUUAAAGAAAGACCUAGCUGAGAGCAGAACCGGUUACAGCAGCUACAGCGUGUCUACAUGUACCUUGCUGACGAUGGUACCUGAGCGUAUCUGGCGUGCAAUGACAGACAAUAGAAUAAGAAAAUACAGACUCCCGAGACCAGACCAGAGAAAGGCAGCACAAAAGAUCAACAAGAGAGAGGACUUUAGACCGACAGACAGACAUACCUCGGUCCUCAUCGUCUGCUUUGCUUUCUUGUACAGUGCAGUAUACAUAGUUAGGACCCUCGUUCUCUUGAGUCUUCUACCAUGGCACGUAUUAAGAUAGAUAGCUCACUGCCAACCUAGGCAUAAACGACUACAACGUCAACUACAACAAGACCG
Messenger RNA from Exophiala dermatitidis NIH/UT8656, 3897 nucleotides. RefSeq names its product stachyose synthetase. NCBI's taxonomy places the organism in Eukaryota, Fungi, Ascomycota, Eurotiomycetes, Chaetothyriales, Herpotrichiellaceae. The coding region runs from base 409 to 3339 and encodes 976 amino acids. The record is from RefSeq and is a predicted model, not a curated record. The transcript has 2 exons.